Scutellospora calospora is the source of this 276-nucleotide messenger RNA. Lineage: Eukaryota; Fungi; Glomeromycota; Glomeromycetes; Diversisporales; Gigasporaceae. The record is from the annotation of a GenBank genome assembly.
UAUACAAUAAAUGGUUGGCGUGAAAUUAUGGUUGGCAUUGAUGAUACAGAUAGUUCAUAUAAUUUCCGUUUAAUUAUGGCAUCAGAUCCUACAAAAGCAUCUAUUGCUUUAACUAAAUCAUCUGAAUUUGAAAAAUUUAAAAUUGGAGAUAGAAUUGAAAUAUCACCAGAGUCAAUGAAAAUUUCUAAACAAAUUGCAAAACAUAUCAAAGAUAAUGGAGGCGCAUCACUUAUUAUUGAUUAUGGACAAGAUUAUAUUCAAGGGAAUACCUUGAGG